This is a messenger RNA of Strongylocentrotus purpuratus (purple sea urchin), 3821 nucleotides long. RefSeq lists its product as uncharacterized. The transcript is spliced from 2 exons. Lineage: Eukaryota; Metazoa; Echinodermata; Echinoidea; Camarodonta; Strongylocentrotidae. The coding region runs from base 597 to 2846 and encodes 749 amino acids. The record is from RefSeq and is a predicted model, not a curated record.
UGCGAGUGCAAGCAAUGACGUUGUUCCUUAGGCAACCAACAUCCCAACAUCUUGGAAACCUAACAGACCAGGAGUCAUGACUUUCCCGUAUCCCAACUUAUCGCCCAAAUCACUACCUCAAUAUCUUGAAGACAGCCACUCACUUUCAUUAUUCUUUCCGAAAACCGCCAGAUCGCCACAGCAUCAUAAUUCAAAAGUCGAUAGAUAUUGGAUUGGAGAAAAGGAAACAACUUCAUCAACAACUAUAAUGUUGCAGUUUUCAUGACUCUUAUGUCAGUAAAACGACAUUUCUGAUUCUCCUUUCGAGACAUUGAUCUGGGUUAUUUUUACGUCUGUGGAACAUCUUUGACUGUUCAUCUAUAUGUCCUAUACAAGAUAGGAAGUAGAAUCAUAUAAACGCGAUUCUGACAUGCAAAUAUAACCUGAAGUUUAACCUGAAUGUCAUCAUCGCCAAGGACAGUUGUUUAAUGAAGCCUCGUCACAGAUAUUCGGAUCUACUUCGACUUAUGGAUCUUCAGGAUCAUUGAUCAUCUUUAUAAAUAUAUGAAAUUUUUAUAACUCAGUGACUGCUUUUGUGGAUUCGCCAAUUUGCCAGGAUGCCUCUGGCCACGGAGCCGGUCAACUUCACCUGGUCCCUUCCUGCGCUGACCUGCAGACAUGGGGUCUCAGCCAAGGAUGCUGACUUCAGAGGAGAGUUCUUCCAAAAGGUCAAAGAGACCAAGACCACCCUCGACCGCAUCUACCUGUCAUCGCUCACCAGAAACAGAGAAAAGGCCAUCAUCUACGACUACGAGAAAUGGGCGCGAAAAGGCGGGAAACAGUUAGAAAAGAAAUUAGAGAACAUUUCGCAGUCAUUUGCGUCGAAACAUCGACCGGAUCUUGUACGAGGACCUAUCCGCCCGCUUGGGGUUGACGACCGUAAGAUUGAAGCAGCGUUACAGUGUGGCCUCUGGGACGAUGGUAAGUCGCAACUUAAGAAGAAAAGCGUCAAGAUACCGCACAUCAUGACUCGUGUCCAAUGUUAUGAUUUAGAUGAUGACGACCAGAGUGACAUGGAAAGACUGAACCCAGAGGGCGCUGCAUUCACCCUGGACAGUUCGAAAGUAUUCAGGGUGAUGCAAGAAGAGACCCGGGAGCAGGCCAAUCGGAGACUGAAGAAGGGUAAAUGCGGGGGUCGGAAGAUAAAGAAACAAGGACGACAGGUCUCUCCUUCCAUGAACGAUCACGUGGUCGAAUCCGAGGAUGAUUACACUUCUUCUUACAAAGUUAACAGUGAGGAGGAGCAUUCGAAAAGAAGUGGUGGUAUCGUGACGAAAGUGACACACAGACAGAACCUUGAUUUCUCGACUAUUAAAGAGCGUGGUGUAACACAGAGUGAUACUGUUGAGUACCGGCUCCCAAAACUUUACAGUAAACCUAUCAACAUAGAGACUGAAGAACAAGAACCCAUCGAAGAUGAGUUGAAACUUCCCCUACUGGAGGGUGUCAAGAAAAUUCACCCUGUAGUAAAGAAGAAGAGAAGCAAUCAUUGCAAGAAACUGUCUAGAUGUAGACGUAAGAAGAAGUCAGAGAAAGAGAAGGGCAAUGAAUCCUCACAGAGGCUGGACAUCGAUGACGAUAUAGAGACAGAGCUGGCCCUGGUGACGCCAGUCUUGGAGGAUGUAUCAAGCAAACUGUCUGAUAUAUCUCGAGGAAGGAGCAACGUUAACAAAAACAAGACCGUCAAAAAUAGGUUGAUGUGCAAAAAGGAAAACGAAGAGGCUCCCCUGACUGACUUUCCAUUCAUGUCAAUGGGGAUUGACGAGUCAUCCUCGGACGAAGAAUGCCUGUGUGACGAAUGCCUCGCAGAGAUGUCGCCACCAUCAACGGAUAAGAAACCGAUGAAAUCUAUUCUUUCGCCACGGCGAAGAAAACGUAGAGGCUCAUCAGCAGGGAGCGGAAAGGGCGUGAGUUUUGCCGAUACAGAGAAUCUAGAGGAUAUUCGCUUGAUCUCACCACUUGCUGUUCGGAAUGAAAACAUGAAGAGAUUCGAGGAAGAGGACAGACGGGAGAGGCUCAAUCAGAGAGAUAUAAAAAGGCGGGAAAGACGGAAGCGCGAGCGGGAAAGGUUUGCUGCACUCAAUCAGGCGUCAAGGAAAAAGGCGGAGGCACGACAAAAAUUAAAAGACAUUUCUGAAUCAAAGUCGGUGUGUCCUGAGACAAUGCCUCCUCUAACGUCGGGUAGUACACAGAUUGCCGAUGGUAUAAGCCAUGGUGCCAUUGAGGGGAAUAAAGAUGCUGAUAAUUCUACUUCAAAAGAAACAGAGGAGCAGAAUGUCGAAAAAGAUGGUAUUAAUGGAUUGCCGUCAUUGGAUGACGAAAAUGAUGUGGACAGUGGACAUGAAGACGCCGCUCGGAGUCCUCGCACACCAAAUUCGGAAGUUCACGAAGUCGAAGCUCUCAUGCUAGAUCCCCAAGACGGUCGGUUGUACGAGGACAUUGUCUUAGAAAAGGGCAACGGGAAAAUCACCGUGGCUCAACUUGGUUAUCGAAUCAAAAGUAUCUUCGAUCGUGACCUACCACCUCCUGCUUCUCCCAAACCGUCUUCGUCUGCUGUGACCGAAGCCGAGAUCAUUGACCACGAAACCGACAAGACGCCGAUGGACGACGAGGACGACGAUAACGAUAAGCCAUUCGUCACGAAAUGCGUCGACUGGAACGAAACGACGGAGUCGGCGAGUACGUCUCGAUCUACGACACCGGUUGAGAAGGAAGACAUGUCGGAGUUCAUCAUGUCGAUGAAGAACUGUCGCUAUAUCAGAUGGAGUAAGGGCUAUCAAGAUAUGCUCGAAAAGAUGGAGAAAUGAAUCUAAGUAGUUUCAUUGAAAGAGUCAAAUAAGUGAAACGUUAAAUCUUACAACAACAACAAAUACUAAUAAUUGGUUACACUGAACCAUACAAACUGCUGGAAAGCACAGAACUUGUAGAAAUGUUUAUACACUGUACUUCUUGUAUCAGGGACUUGAAAUAAAUUGCAACCAAGUCAACAUAUGCAGGGUCGUGGUUAUAAUGAUGGAAAACAAAAUGUAAUUGCAAUGGGAUUUCCUCAAAGCUCCAGAUAUUAAAUGAUAUAUAUAUAUAUAUAUAUAUAUAUAUAUAUGGAAGUAUCUGGUUGAAAUACGAAUUGUUAAUCUCUUUAUGCAGAGGGUUGGGGGUUCACGCUUUUGGGAUACAUUAUAGGGAUCAGUUGCUUUGGACUGUAAUCCACCCAUCUAGUGUUUGAAUUACUCUUUUGCGAACGGAUGCCACUAGUUAUGAGCGUGGACUUUUGUUACAACUCCAAACGAAGUGAUGCCUAAUAUGACUACCCCAAGUGUGCAUUUAGAGGGUAUGACACUCCCAUCUUUACAUGGGUGAGACACCCCCCCCCCCCCCCCCCCCCCAUUUAAACUAAUUGAAUCUUUGCGCAGCACAAAACCUACGACCAUUCAUUACAAGGGUCUGAAGACUAUUUAAUUAAAUGACCACGAUUGCUAAAUUCGAUUCGACAACUGACGGUCGUUAUUCUCCCACAAAAAGAUAUUUUCAAGCCCUUUUGUUUUGAGGGAAGUUGUAAAUUAGGAUUAUCUUUCAAAUGCCGUUGGAAUUAAACCUUUUCAUUUGUUGGCCUGCAAAUGGGAAAUAGUACCUUUGAGGCAUAUGCCUAAUCGCGAAAGGACAAUCUAUUCUGCGAUUUCCCAAAGUUUCCCGGUCAAAUAGGAAGGCAUCAUUCGUAUAGUAGAAUGUAUAAUCAGUCUAUACUGUAUAUUGUGAAUAAUUAUAAACAUGUGGUAAAAUUGAAA